GUUGUCCGCAUCACCACAUCACCGUCAAGAGCCACACCAGCAUCAUGGGGUUGAGUACUGUGUCUUCAGCAAUCAUCUGCUGCCACGCUGCUGCGACGUUGAAUUCGUCACAUGCUUUCGUGGUUUCCAAAAGUUCCAUCCGAAGGGCUGGCGCCCUGUCGGAGCGGCGAGAGAGUGCGGUCGCCGCCGCGAUGGACCAGAUGGAGCAGGUUGUGGACGGGCCGGUGGUAGAUCUCAGGGGGGGCAAGACGACGGGGUCGAAAAAGAGGAAGGAACCUUAGGUUAAAAGCAAGAGCUCCAAAGCGUCCAAGUCUAAGAAGGCGCCCAAGAAAACCUUCCUUCGUUGCCACCAUCAAGGCGUUUUUCCAGUCGCUCGUCAACCCGCUUUUGCCUUGAAGCUGCAAGCGAAAAAGGAGCAGCACAACACGGUGCACGGUUCGGGCUCUGCAUGACGCCGCUGCUUCGCCAUCGCCGGCAGCACCAUAUACUUGACAUCCACACACGUUCUCGUGGGUUUUUACGGACGAGGUCGACUGAUCCCCGCACAACGAUGUGGGCGAGGCAUGUCUAGACGCGAGGGUAUCCUUGCCGUGGACCGUGCCGCUUGAAUGUACCACGCGUUCCGCGGUGCGUGACAUCCGGAGCCGACUGCCUACCUUAUCAGAACGUAGGAAUGGUGUUGUUUCGGAUACGUACUGCGUAGUUUGACUCGUUCACCGAUCUGGCCGAUCUGGCCACCACCUUGUGUAGGUAGGACCUCAACCCUUGCAAGAGAGUUGGUACAAAAGAAUGUAGAGGCUAAGGUCACGCGUGCUUAGCCCGUUCUCGUUUGCCCAGCAGGAUAUGUUGUGUGGUGGUCGAAACCAUCAUUCCGGACAAUGGGCCGACCUAACUACCGGUUGCGGUUUCGGCGUCGAUUAUCGUUUGCAACAAAGUUUCCGUUGUUUAUGUUGUGUAAACGGGGCUAGCCGUCCCGGGGUGUUAGAAAUACUUGUAGCAUAGUAAUGUGGUUGAAUAUGGGGCAUGGAUCUACGGAGAUUGCAGUUGGUAGAUCGCGGAGGAACAGGGAGUUUCUGCUUGGUUUCUUCGGAGAUUCGAUGAGUGAUCUGAAUUGCGUGACGGAUAGGUGUGGUGACGCACUCUUCGGCUGCUCGGCCUCGAGUGGUCUCUGCCCUUCCCUCUUUCCUCUAAUACAAGACUUUCCCAUCUCGGCCCUCACUGGCCGAGCUGCCUUUCUCCACAAACCUACAAGCUUCGGCCUACCCGGUUUAUCCAACACGCUAGCGUUAACGACUUUGUCGAGGGUGAUUGGGUAGCGCCGAUGGGCAGCCGCAUGCGCGGCUGACGACACCCAACCAGACGAAGAGGCCACCAACGGCGAGGGCCUGCACAGCAGCAGCAACCCCAAGACCUACAGCAGCGCCAUCGUCAGCUGCAGCCCGCCGUCUACUUGGGUAGUAGGCCCGCUCAGGCACGUGAUGACUUUUCAGUUUCCUACUGGACUGUUGUUGGUAUCAACACACCCAUUGCGACCAACUUUCUCUCCCCGGC
Molecule: messenger RNA, 1551 nt
Organism: Ectocarpus sp. CCAP 1310/34
Lineage: Eukaryota; Phaeophyceae; Ectocarpales; Ectocarpaceae
Source: the annotation of a GenBank genome assembly